GUUGGAGGAUGACACGGAUGUUAGUUCUUUGCAUCUGCGGUUGCCUGAGUUUUGUAUGGCUGUCGUCAGCAAAGAGAUGUUUCAAUCAGAGCAGUGCGGAUCGGCGGGCUUCAAGGUUCAUCAUGAGCAUCCACAGCUUUAGGACGGCUGUGUCUGACAGCAUCCACCUGCAACCGGACUGGGACAGACAGAGCUGCCCCAGCUUCAAACUCCCCACUGUGUCUCUGUCAUCGGUGCAAUACAACAACCGCUCUCUCUCCCCCUGGCGGUACAGAAUCGAUGAGAGAGAGAACAGGAUUCCUGCUAAAAUCCUGGUGGCUGAGUGUCUGUAUGAGGGCUGCAUCGUCAACAAGCACGAGGACAAGACAUAUAACUCUGUCCCCGUGUUGGUCACUAUCACCGUGCUCCAGAAGACUGUGUGCCCUGGCAACCCUCGACUCUACCUGGUGACAGUAGACUCGUGUGACAUCGCUGUGGCAUGCACAUGUGUUGUACCCAGACAGAUGAUUUAAUCUCUUAGAUUAGGUUAAGUGUUACGGACGUGUCCAAAAUGGCACCCUAUUCCCUAUGUAGUGCACUAUGAUACGCACAUGUCCAAAAUGGCACCCUAUUCCCUAUGUAGUGCACUACGUUUGACCAGAACCCUAUGGGCCUUGGUAUCGCUGCACUAAUUAUGCGUAUUUUUUCUCUUUUUUUUUACAUGUUAAGACAGUCAGCCUAUAACAAAGAGUCCAAACUGUGCUUAUACACAGAGACACAACCUUGGAUUAGAUUAAUUCUUAUAGAGAUGAUUAUAGAAUAAAUAACCAUUUAGUAGUGAGAUUUCUCACCAAAAAAAAAAAAAACCACAAACAAAGUUGUGUUUGUUUUAAAACUCACCUUAGGCCUUCCUGUUAAGAUAAGAACUCGAACACUAUGGCCAUUCUCUAAGACGUCUGUACUAUGGCUGUCGGCAUGGAGACACAUCGGGCAUAUUAUCGCCUUGACUUGACUAUGAAUGUGAAUGUGAAUUGGACAGAUCAUUCAAGCAAUAUUGCCAUAUUUACUUGUUUGGUUGGAUUAUGGCGUUGAAAUGUCUUAUGCCGGGGGGUUUUCUGGAACCUGGACUUGAUGAGGU
This is a messenger RNA of Oncorhynchus masou masou (cherry salmon), 1117 nucleotides long. RefSeq names its product interleukin-17C-like. The transcript is spliced from 3 exons. The coding region runs from base 9 to 512 and encodes 167 amino acids. The record is from RefSeq and is a predicted model, not a curated record. NCBI's taxonomy places the organism in Eukaryota, Metazoa, Chordata, Actinopteri, Salmoniformes, Salmonidae. Gene Ontology annotation, molecular function: cytokine activity. Gene Ontology annotation, cellular component: extracellular region. Gene Ontology annotation, biological process: inflammatory response.